Molecule: messenger RNA, 3429 nt
Organism: Alosa sapidissima (American shad)
Lineage: Eukaryota; Metazoa; Chordata; Actinopteri; Clupeiformes; Clupeidae
Product: proteoglycan 4-like
Exons: 2
Coding region: 1-993 (330 amino acids)
Source: RefSeq, a predicted model, not a curated record
AUGGUAUCAGUCCCACCAAACUACAGAUCACAGAGAACGGAGAGUUCAGAAACAGCUCGAACUGUUAGUGUGCACACUGUUCCACACACACGCACACACACACAUGCACACACACACACACACACGCACACACACACGCACACACACACGCACACACACACACACACACACACACACACGCACACACACACACAUGGAAUAUCAUCACCAUCGGACAGAACCAAGGAUGAGCACACACACACACACACACACACACAUCCCAGCAGAGCCAGGACUUCAUCCCCUAAAACACCCAGAUCACACCCCCCCACAACGCCAGAUCUGCUCCCCCACAACGUCAGGCCUGCACCCCAGAGACUCCAGACCUGCACCCCAACAACACCAGACCUGCACCCCAGAGACUCCAGACCUGCACCCCAACAACACCAGACCUGCACCCCAGAGACUCCAGGCCUGCACCCCAACAACACCAGACCUGCACCCCAACAACACCAGACCUGCACCCCAGAGACUCCAGACCUGCACCCCAGAGACUCCAGGCCUGCACCCCAACAACACCAGGCCUGCACCCCAGAGACUCCAGGCCUGCACCCCAACAACACCAGGCCUGCACCCCAACAACACCAGGCCUGCACCCCAGAGACUCCAGGCCUGCACCCCAACAACACCAGGCCUGCACCCCAACAACACCAGGCCUGCACCCCAGAGACUCGUGCUCCUCUGCUCCCCAAAUCUCUCCAUCUCUCUCCCCACUGGGGCUGGAACGUUAACGGGACGUUCUCUAGCAAACGCUGGAACGUUAACGGGACGUUCUCUAGCAAACGCUGGAACGUUAACGGGACGUUCUCUAGCAAACGCUGGAACGUUAACGGGACGUUCUCUAGCAAACGCCUCCAAGCGUCUCCGGUGGGACUUGCCCGGUCUUCCCCCCACGUCCAGCCCUCUCCUCCAUGUCUAGAGCGCAGUGUGCACCACCCUCUCCUCCAUGUCUAGAGCGCAGUGUGCACCACCCUCUCCUCCAUGUCUAGAGCGCAGAGUGCACCACCCUCUCCUCCAUGUUUAGAGAGCAGUGUGCUUGCUUGUUUGUUUGUUUGUUUGCUUGCUUGUUUGUUUGUUUACUCAAGCAUCCUGUGCACUAACUUGUUCUCUCAUCUUUUCAAAGUCCUUCCAGCUUUUGACCUUUUGGUUUGCAGCAUGUUGCGUAUAAAAUGUAUUGUUCUGAAAAACAGCUCAUGUUGCACUCGUUUUAAUUGCACUUCAUAUAUAACAUCGGCGGUUUUGUUUUGGUGCCUCCCUCCGCGUAGUUGACCCCCACAUCUGGCCUGGAUCUGGCCCAGGUGCCGCGUCCUGUCUGUCCGAGUGUCGCUCUUGUGUGGUGGCUUUGUUGCGCGUGAGUAGAGUUGCGCGUGAGUAGUAUGAUGCAUUAGGUCUUACCACACGCGCACGCGCGGGCCUCACUGCAUUCAGCUCACCAGGGCUUUAACAGCACAAGACGUUUGCUUCAUUAAGUAACAGUAACAAGAGAAACGUUCCCAAUGUUAUUUGUUGUUAUUUUCUUGUGCAUAAAUAUCAGUGUAUUUAGGGGGCCCAAGCCCACGUUGAGAUGUACAUAGAAUACUACACAUAUUUUGCUUUUGGGUUUGUUGAUUUUUUUUUUUAUUAUUAUAAUUACUAUUCAAACUUUUAAAAGAAAACAAUAUUUUGUACAGUGAGUGUAACCUGUGUUGAAUUCUGUUGUGUUCUUGUUAGCGGAGAGCCCACCGGACAGUAGCGAACUCUGACACAGAGGUCCAGUCAGAACCAGGACUCGGACGGCGUCAGAGAGUCUCUCUCUGUCCAGGCAAUAAGCUCCAGAGGGCUGUUCCAAUUACAUGGUUUAAUGACAACGCUGGUUAAGAUAACUCAAUAAUUACAUAAGUGGUAAACCUCCUAAUAUAAGAGGCCUACAGCUUUGUUUUUGUUAGGAGAGUGAUGCCGUGGGCUUCUAUUAGGAGGUUUACCACUAGCUGAGAGUAAAGGUUUGUCUGUAAGCCGUGUUCUUGGAUCCUCCUGGUGUGAUCUCUGGCGUGGGUUCUUUAGAUGCGUCCAGGUCUGCGCUACUCUGCGGCUUCCCCACUUCCGCCCCUGUACUCGUUCCCCAUUGGAGGCUGUAGUUACGGCGCUGUGCUGUAGCGCCACCAUGAGGCGUGGAGGGCAGAGCAUCUCCAUUUGAAACGUCAUUCACACAUACAGUAUCUGCAGUCACAUUGUUGAGUUUAGACCGUGUGUGUGUGUGUGAGAGUGUGUGUUGAGUUUAGACCGUGUGAAUGUGAGAGAGAGAGAGUGUGUGAACGGAGAGUUCAGAAACAGCUCUAACUGUUAGUGUGCGCACUGUUACACACACACGCACACACACACACACACACACACACACACACACACAGCACCAGAGAGAGAGAGAGAGAGAGAGUGUGUGUUGAGUUUAGAUCGUGUGUGUGUGUGUGUGUGUGAGAGAGAGAGAGAGAGAGAGAGAGAGUGAGCGAGAUUGUUUGCCCAUAGUUAAUAAUUGUCAUUAUUCAAUUGUCUAUUUUAAGCAUCUUUUCUUGCUUUUUUUUACAAUGCAUUUUUCCAACUUGGCAUUUGUACAGAAUUAUUUAUACUUUGCUUUUAAAUUGUGGAAAUUGGUUACAGUUAUUUAUUUAAUGUUCUGUUUCUGUUCUGUCCCAGUGUAAAAACAAAUGUGUUAUCUAAAAAGGUGUUGGCUGUACGAGGACAUAAGACUGAUGCCCCGCCACAGCAGCAAGCUUGCUUAAACUUGCUUACUUAAAGGGUCUUACACAAACACAUUAGAUCAGCUGUGUUGUGCCCCUGACCACUAACUGGUGUGGUUCAGUGGGUUCUGUUACCAUUUGUUAUGUUUUACAAACUUCAGGGGAUUUUCUCCAUGAGGAUGUUUUUAUUUGUUUGUACAUAAAUCCUAACUCUGCCAUAUGAAUCUCUUUGAAAGGCAAUAGUACCGCAUAUGCAUCCCACUUCACCGGUCGGAGCUGAGCGUGUCACGUGUCACUUCCUGCAUCCCACUUCACUAGUCGAAGCUGAGCGUGUCAGCGUGUCACUUCCUGCAUCCCACUUCACUAGUCGGAGCUAAGCGUGUCACGUGUCACCUCCCACGGCUCCCGCUCCGCAACCCUCCGUUCUGUGACAUGCAUGGAUGUGGAAGACCGUAAAUGCUUCUAACAUUGUGUACCAUCCCAUACGAAGCCUUUUUGUAUGUGUGUCUCCAAAGUAACAUUUGCAGGAUUGCUUUCUGUAAAUACAUCAGAACUUCAAAAACAAAAACAGUCUAAACACUAUAUGAAGAGUUGUUUGUGUUUAAGAAAAAAAAAUGUGUCUGUGCAAUUCAUGUACAAUUGCAGCUAGAACUAUUAAAGUUUUAUUUAGCUAUUUUAA